Molecule: messenger RNA, 686 nt
Organism: Populus nigra (black poplar)
Lineage: Eukaryota; Viridiplantae; Streptophyta; Magnoliopsida; Malpighiales; Salicaceae
Product: small ribosomal subunit protein uS9
Exons: 1
Coding region: 59-499 (146 amino acids)
Biological process (GO): translation; maturation of SSU-rRNA from tricistronic rRNA transcript (SSU-rRNA, 5.8S rRNA, LSU-rRNA)
Cellular component (GO): cytosolic small ribosomal subunit; ribosome
Molecular function (GO): RNA binding; structural constituent of ribosome
Source: RefSeq, a predicted model, not a curated record
CCGCUCCUUAGAUCACCGGGGUUUCACGUUUGCAUUCUACUUCGAACGAACCCUAACAAUGGCGACCGCUGCACCAACAGAGUCGGUUCAAUGUUUCGGGCGGAAGAAAACCGCAGUAGCAGUCACCCACUGCAAGCGCGGCCGCGGCCUAAUCAAGAUCAACGGCAGCCCAAUUGAACUCGUUGAACCGGAGAUCCUCCGAUUCAAGGCUUACGAGCCAAUCCUCCUCCUUGGACGACAUCGAUUUGCUGGUGUCGACAUGAGGAUCAGAGUGAAGGGUGGAGGUCAUACCUCGCAGAUUUACGCGAUAAGGCAGAGCAUAGCGAAGGCUCUUGUUGCUUUCUAUCAAAAGUAUGUUGAUGAGCAAAGCAAGAAGGAGAUUAAAGAUAUACUGGUUAGGUACGAUAGGACUUUGCUUGUAGCGGAUCCAAGAAGGUGCGAGACUAAGAAGUUUGGUGGACGUGGUGCACGUGCUAGGUUCCAGAAGAGUUACCGUUGAGAGCUUGGAGAUGAUGAUGUCCAUUUUGGUAUUUUGAAUUCUGGAAUUUUGAAUUCUGUAUUUUUUUUUGUUGUUGAUGUGGGUUUCAGUCCAUUUGGUAGACCUUAUGGCCUUUAAAGCGUUUAAUUACUCUGUCCAGGAUGAUUUUAAUGAUUAUGGCUAGUUGAAAUACGAAUUUAAUUUUCCA